Mobula hypostoma (lesser devil ray) is the source of this 7412-nucleotide messenger RNA. RefSeq lists its product as uncharacterized. NCBI's taxonomy places the organism in Eukaryota, Metazoa, Chordata, Chondrichthyes, Myliobatiformes, Myliobatidae. The coding region runs from base 69 to 1997 and encodes 642 amino acids. The transcript is spliced from 2 exons. The record is from RefSeq and is a predicted model, not a curated record.
GCGGAGGUCAGUUAAUUGAAGUAAUCGGAGGAAUUGCAUACGGACCACAGGAGAAGAGGAGGAUCACUAUGGCGACUCAGAAAAGUAUAUCAGUUGCUCCCAUGAAAACGGCCGAGGGGAACGCUGCCCAAUCAUCUGAUAUCAGUAAUGACACUGCUUUGAUGUUGCAGCCAUACAGUAACUGGGAACAGUUCCUGAUGCCUGGUCCAAGUUCUGUUCACAUUUUAGGGCAGCUUAUAUUCCUUUCUGCAAGAGAGGACUUUGCAAUUGACAAGAUGGUGCCCAAGGAUGGGUUUAAGUACAUAAAGUAUCCCAAAUCAUUCCGUGCCUCUUUAGUGCAAGUGAGCAACGAGGGCUGGGAGGCUUUUCAGGAAGCCCACAACAACAUGGAUCAAAUCCGGCUUCUCGCUCUGAACGUCACCACUGACAUGACGGAAGUUAUGAUGAUCCUUGCACAGGAUGAUCCAAUGAUCAUCGCAGAUUUCCUCCAGAUCCCUUUGGAAAGCAUCCAAUCCACUGCAGGUAAAUGCUUGGAGCUGUCUAAAGCUGUGAAGGACAAGUUCACUGGGGUCAUCGAUCUCAUCAGUGAACUAUUGGAGGCCUGUACAGGCUCGAAAGGAGAGUAUGAGGAACAAAUAAAGGAAAUAAAAAAGAAAAAAGAAAUGGCUGAAAUGCAGGAGAAAGCAGCAAGAGAGGCUAAAGCCAUGAUGGAAGAGCAACACCGAAAACUGGAAUCACAACUGGAGCAGGCACAGAAAGAUUACAAAGACAGUAUGGAUUCUAUACCUGUUGGCUGGAAUGCUGUGGCAAUGACAGCAGUAGAAUCAUUUGUCAAUGCACUUACAUCAUUCAGCCCUGCAGGAAUUGCGAAGAUUUUUUCCUCUCGAGGGAGCAGAAAUGAACCCAGUUCUAAGGGCACUGGGAAUAAUAUCAUUUAUGAAGAUGUGCUCCCAGAGGUUUUUAAACAAAUGCUUCAUUCCUUCCAGACCCACGAUGAGAAAAUUGACUGGGAGAAACUGAACAGUAAUAAAGGAACAGAAAUAUUAAGUGAGUGUAAGCAGAACUUGAAGAAAUUUCAGGUGGCAGCAGGAAAUGGCGGUGAUUGCCCUGAGAAGGUUGCAGCCCCGAAAAUCUUUGAAACAGGAAUUGGAAUAUGUGAGGAGCUGGAAAACCUGCAGAAGUCUAAACCAGCUGAUGAAAAGGCAAUGGCUGAUCUAGCUGUGAAGAUCAAACGAGUGUUGCAGGAUACAACGAUGUCUGCCUCUGACAACAAGGCAAAGGCAAGGAAGACCCCACCUCGCAUGUCUCGUUCCCAGUCAGGAGUCGGUGCCAGUGGUUUAUCCACAGCCUCUCUCAAUGCCAGGUUCAAAGCAGAACAGUUUGAAGCACAGCUACAAGCUGCACGGAAAUUGAAUGAGGAAAGCUUUGAGGAUAUGAAGAAGAAGAAUGAAGAAAUACAAGCGAUCCUGGAAAUUCUGAAGACCUGUGAUGUUCAGGAAAUAGAUUUUAAAAAUACUGUGGCGGUGCUAAGGAUGGGAUUGGACGCAUUGGGCCGUGUGAAAGAACAAUGGGUUAAAAUGGUUCAGCUCUUCUCCAUGCUGUCAAACCUGAUCGGAGGCUCCCUGAACCCUCCACUUUACAAAUUCUUACAGUACAGUAAACAGUCUUCCUCCAGCAAUUCACAGAUCCAGUUCGCCAAGAAACUGCUGCAAAUGCCCAUUUCUCAAGCCACCAAAUGUGCAAGCAUUGUCCACAUGAUCACUGAAACAUACGUACAGGUCUCCUCUCAACAUCUGAUGGGUCAGGUCAGCAGUCUGGGGAAAUUAAUGGGCCUUGAUCCAAAUCCGGAAAGCAUUAAAUUUGAGCGUGAUAAAUUUGAUGCAGAGUGUGAUGAAGCACAAAAAGCCAUUGAAAAUCUUGCAAAGGCGAGCAAGGAGCGGUAUGAAAAGCGUUUGCAGGCGAGAAUAGACAGAAUCCUCAACAGUGUAAUAGACUAGCCACCCCUGCUACACCAGAAGAAAUGAAAGAAAUUAAAGAGACCAUGUAAAGAGGCAGCUAAGCAGCAACUGAGAAAAUAUCGGAGGAAGUCUUGAAUGAUUUUCGUCCAUACGACUGUCAGACCGUGAGUUCUAGGAACAGAAUUAAACAAUUUGGCCCACCGAGUUUACUCCAUGAUUUCAUCACUGCUGAUCCAUCUCCCCUCUCAACUCCGAUCUCCUGCCUUCUCCCCAUAUCCCUUCAUGCCCUGUCUAAUCAAGGAUCUAUCAAUCUCUGCCUUAAAUAUACCCAAUGACUUGGCCUCCGCAGCUGCCUGUGGCAAUAUAUUUCGCAGAUUCACCACUCACUGGCAAAAGAAAUUCCUCCACAUCUCCAUUCUGAAAGGAUGCUCGUCUAUUCUGAGGCUGUGUCCUCUGGUCCCAGACUCCCCCACCAUCGGAAACAUCCUCUCCACAACCACUUUAUUGACGCCUUUCAGCAUUGGAUAUAUUUCAAUUAGGUCACCCCUCAUUCUUCUGAAAAUUCCAGUGAAUAGAGGCACAGAAUCAUCAAACUCUCCUCAUAAACGAGCUUUUCAAUCCCAGAAUCAUUUUCAUGAACCUCCUUGGAACACUGUCCAGUGUCACCACAUUUCCCUUAGAUAAGGGGAUCAAAUGUGCUCACAAUGCACCAAGUGAGGUAUAACCAGUGCGUUAUACAGCCUCAACAUUACAUCCUUGCUUUUAUAUUCUAGUCCUCCUGAAAUGAAUGCUAACAUCACAUUUGUCUUCCACACCACAGACUCAACCUGAAUAUUAUCCUUCAGGGAAUCUUGGACGGGUCCUCCCAAGUCCCUUUGUACCUCAGAUUUUAGAAUUUUUCUCCAUUUAGAAAACAGUCUAUGCUUUUAUUUCUUCUACCAAAGUGCAUGACCAUACACUUUCUGACAUUGUAAUUCAUCUGCCACUUCUUUGCCCAUUCUCCUAAUCUGUCUCAGUCCUGCCAUAGCCACUACUUCCUCAAAACUACCUGCCCUUCCACCUAUCUUUGUAUUGUCUGCAAAUUUUGCAAAAAAGCCAUCAAUUCCAUCAUCCAAAUCAUUGACAUAUAAAGUGAAAGGAUGCAGUCCCAGCACAGACGCCACUAGUCACCAGCAGCCAACUAUGAAAGGCUCCAUUUACUCCCACUCUUCAUCUCUUGCCAAUCAGCCAUUGCUUUAUCCAUGAUAGAAUCUUCCCUGUAGUACCAAAGGCUCUUGAUUGUUAAUCAGCCUCAUGUGUGGCACCCUGUCAAAUACCACCUAAAAAUCCAAAUACACAAGCUAUAUAAAUUCUUCUAUCCUAUUUAUUUAUAAGACCAUAAGAUAUAGGAGAAGCAUUACACAAUUUGGCCCAUUAAGUUUACUUUGCCAUUCCAAAUUCCCUCUCCGGCCCAAUCUCCUGCCUUCUCCCAGUAUCCCUUCAUGACCUGACCAGUCAAGAAUCUAUCAACCUCUGCCUGAAAUAUACAUGAAGGCUUGUCCUCGACAGUUGCCUGUGGCAAAGAAUUCUACAGAAAUUCCUCCUCAUCUCCAUUUUAAAAGGACGCUCCUCCAUUCUGAAGAUGUGUUGUUUACAUCUUCUCCACAUCCACUCUAUCAAGGCCUUUCACCAUUCGCUAAGUUUCGAUGAGGUCAACCCUCAUUCUACUGAAUUCCAGCGAAUACAGACACACAGCCAUCAAACGCUUUUCAUAAUGACAAGGCAUUCAAUCUUGGAAUCAUUUUCCUGAACUUUCUUUGAACCCUCUCCAGUUUCAGCACAUCCUUUCAAAGAUAAGGGCCCCCAAACUGCUCACAAUAUUCCAAAUGAGGUCUCACCAGUGUUUUAUAAAGGCUUAACAUUAAAUUCUUUAUAUUCCAGUCCUCUUGAAAUGAAUGCUAACAUUUCAUUUGCCUUCCUCACUAUAGACUUAAACUGAAAGUUGACCUUUAGGGACUCCUAAGUCCCUUUGUGCCUCAAUUUUUUUGUAUUUUCUCCCCAUUUAGAAAACAGUCAACCCUUUCAUUUCUUCAACCGAAGUGCAUGACCACACACUUCCCGACACUGUAUUCCAUCUGCCACUUCUUUGCCUAUUCCCUUAAUCUAAGUCCUUCUGUAGCCUCUCUGCUUCAAAACUACCUGCCCCUCUGUCUUUCUUCAUAUCGUUUAUAAUUUUACAACAGAGCCGUCAAUUUCAAUAUCCAAAUUAUUGACAAAUAAUGUAAAAGAAAAUUGGUCCAACACAGGCACCUGUGGAACACCACUAGUAACCCCAACCGACCAGAAAAUGAUCCCUUUAUUCUCACUCUUUGCCUCCUGCCACCCAUGCUGGUAUCUGUAAUACCGUGGGCUCGUAGCUCGUUAAGCAGCCUCAUGUGUGGCACCUUGUCAAAAGCCUUCUGAAAAUCCUCUCUUCACUGAUGUCUGAAAGAGCUAAAGCCUCAAGAUCACUACUGUGUCCACUCUGACAAUAGUCCCUGCGCUUGCCCCUGUCUUCCUCUAAUUUGCUCUUGCUAAUCAAUCCCAAAUGCUGACUGCUGCCUUUUAUCCUCAUGCAGUGGAGCUGAUUGAAGUCCCAUCCUCUCACAGCUUCUGAUGUCUGAUGUCCAGACUGACCGCUGGUCAAUCACAAACAAGAGGAAAUCUGCAGGUGCUGGAAAUCCAAGCACCACACACUAAAUGCUAAAGGAGCUCAACAGGCCAGGCGGGCAGCUGUGGAAAAGUGUGCAGUCAACGUUUUGAGCUGAGACCCUUCAUCAGUACUGGGGGGGCGGGGGGAAGAGUGGAACAAGUACUACACCUGCCCCUACACCUCCUUCUGGCACUUCUUCCCCUCUUCUUUCUUGCAUGGCCUGCUGUCCUCUCCUAUCAGAUUUCCCCUUCUUCAGACCUCUAUCUCUUUCACCAAUCACCUUCCUAGAUUUUUACUUCAUCCCUCCCCCCAGUUUCGCCUAUCACUUUGUGGUUCUUUCUCCCCUCCCCACACUUUCCUACUCUGACUCCUCAUCUUGUCUCCCAGUCCUGAUGACUGGGAGACAAGUCUGAAACAUUGACUGUACUCUUUUCCACAGAUGGUGCCUGGCCUCCUGAGUUUGUCCAGCAUUUUGUGUGUGUGGCCACUGGUCAAAGCUCUUUGUAUUUUAAGAAUUCAGACAAUUGUCAGGCAAGAUUUUCCCUUGAGAAAGCCAUACUGACUAUGGCCUAUUUUAUCAUGUGCAUCCAGGUACCCCAAAGUCACAUCCUCAACAAUCGACUCCAAUAUCUUUCCAAAUACUGAGGUCGCAAUAAGUGGCCUAUACGCUCCUUUCUUCUGUCUCUCUCACUUCUUGAAGAGUGGAAUGACAUUUGCAAUUUUUCAUUCUUCCAGAACCAUGACGAAUCAACUGAUUCUUGAAAGAUCAUUACUAAUGCUUCUGCCACCUCCUUCAGAACCCUGAGUUGUCUACCAUCUGUUCCAGGUGACUUAACUACCCUUAGACAUUUCUGUUUCCAAGAACCUUCUCGCUAGUUACGGCAAUGCCACACACUUCUGUCCCCUGACAUUAUCAAACGUCCAGCAUACUGCUCAGGUAUUCCACGGUGAAGACUGAUGCAAAAUACUUAUUCAGUUCAUCUGCCAUUUCCUUGUCCCCCAUUACUACCGCACCAACAUCAUUUUCCAGUGGUCCGAUAUUUACUCUCGCCUCUCUUUUACACUUUGUAUAUCUGAAGAAUCAUUUGGGAUCCUCUUUAAUAUUAUUGGCUAGCUCACCUUUGUAUUCCAUCUUUUCCUUCUUUCUGUCUCUUUAGUUACCUACAGUUGGUUUUUAAAAACUUCCCAAUCUCCCAACUUCCCAGUAAUGUUUGCUCUAUUAUAUGCUCUCAUUUUGUCUUUUAUGUUGGCUUUGACUUUUCUUGGCAGCCACGGUUGCAUCACCCUGCCUUUAGAAUACUUCGUCCUCAUUGCAAUGUAUGUAUAUAUCCUGCGUCUUCUGAAUUACUUCCAGAAAUUCUGGCCAUUGCUGCUUUGAAUCAUCCCUGCCAGUGUGCUUUUCCAAUCAAUUUUGGCCAGCUCCUCUCUCAUGCCUCUGUAAAUCCAUUUACUCCACUAUAAUACUGAUACAUCUGACUUCAGCUUCUCUUUCUGUAAUUGAGGGUGAAAUCUAUCAUAUUGUGUUCAUUGCCGUUAAAGGUUCCUUCACUUAAGCUCUCCAAUCAAUUGUUCAUUGAAGAACACCCAAUCUAGAAUAGAUGAUCCCCUUGUGGGCUCAACCACAAACAGCUCUACCAAGCCACUCUACAAAUCCCCUUCCUGGGAUCCAGCACUAACCUGAUUUUCCCAAUCAACCUGCAUAUCAUAACUGUCGUAACAUUGCCCAUAUAUUUUAUGUGUCCAUUUUAAUCUGUAGAACACCUCUUUACUACUGUUUGGGGUCUGAAUAUUACUUCUAUGAGGGUCUUUUUACCUUUGCAGUUUAUUACCUCUACCCACAGUGAGUCCACAACUUCUGGUCCUAUGCCACUGCUUUCUAAUGAUUUGAUUUUAUUUUUGUACCUACAGAGUCACCCCACCCCUUCUGUCUACCUGUCUAUCCUUUGCUACAAUGUACUGUAUAUCCUUGUAUAGCAACAUGUUCCAAUAACUUGUCCCUCCAUCCAAAUGAACUCUCGAUUCCCUCUCCACCAUGCCAUGAUUUUGUCAAACACCUCUGAGGCUUUUGUCUCUGUUAGUUUGACCCCCUGCCCAUUUCAUGUACUCAGCUCUGGGGAGUAAUGACCCACUAGAUUGAAGUUUCAUUCUGAGUCCACAGCAGCUUGUGAGGGAGUUUUCUAACAUCAGCCCUAAAGUACAUUUCUCCCUGAGAUCAUGUCUGUAAUAGAAUAGUACAGCACAGUACAGGCCCUUUGGCCCACAAUGUUGUGCUGACCCUCAAACCCUGCCUCCCAUAUAAGCCCCCACCUUAGAUUCCUCCAUAUACUCCUCCAUAUAUUCCUCCAUUAAGAGUAGUCUCUUAAACUUCACUAGUGUAUCUGCCUCCACCACUGACUCAGGCAGUGCAUUCCACGCACCAACCACUCUCUGAGUAAAAAACCUUCCUCUAAUAUCCCCCUUGAACUUCCCACCCCUUACCUUAAAGCCAUGUCCUCUUGUAUUGAGCAGUGGUGCCCUGGGAAAGAAGCACUGGCUAUCCACUCUAUCUAUUCCUCUUAUUAUCUUGUACACCUCUAUCAUGUCUCCUCUCAUCCUCCUUCUCUCCAAAGAGUAAAGCCCUAGCUCCCUUAAUCUCUGAUCAUAAUGCAUACUUUCUAAACCAGGCAGCAUCCUGGUAAAUCUCCUCUGUACCCUUUCCAAUGCUUCCACAUCCUUCCUAUAGUGAGGUGACCAGAACUGGACACAGUACUCCAAGUGUGGCCUAACCAGAGUUUUAUAGAGCU